Molecule: messenger RNA, 1026 nt
Organism: Cuscuta campestris
Lineage: Eukaryota; Viridiplantae; Streptophyta; Magnoliopsida; Solanales; Convolvulaceae
Source: the annotation of a GenBank genome assembly
AAUUCUGCAUAAAGUAUCCUUCUUCAUAUAUCCAUUUUCGCCGUCUCUAGAAAAACCAAAAACCCCUUAAAUCCCUCACAAACCCUCGCCUGCUGAAAUUCUUGAGAAACAGAGAUGAUGUACCGUGCGAGCAAUCCGUGGAUGAUCGCCGAUUCGGCGACGACGGCGUCUCCGGCGUGGAGUCGUUACGAGGACAAGGUUUUCGAGCAGGCUCUGGUGCUGUUCCCUGACGGUGACGACCGGUGGCAGAGGAUCGCCGACCAGAUUCCCGGGAAGACCGUCGGAGACGUUAUUGCUCACUACGAGGCGCUGAUUCACGAUGUCGGUGAAAUCGACUCGGGCCGAGUUGAGUUGCCGACCUAUCCCGACGGUUCCUUCGGCUGGGACCAGGCCGAGCCCAGCCAGAUCUCCUUCGGUAACAACAGGAAACCCGGAGAGGUUGAGCGGAAGAAGGGAACUCCUUGGACCGAGGAAGAACACAGGUUGUUCCUCAUUGGACUCGAUAGGUACGGGAAGGGGGACUGGAGAAGCAUUUCGAGGAACGUGGUGGUGACGAGAACCCCAACACAAGUGGCCAGCCAUGCCCAAAAGUACUUCCUCCGGCAACAGUCCAUGAAGAAGGAGCGCAAGCGGUCCAGCAUCCAUGACAUCACGACCGCCAUGGACACGAACACUGUUCAGCCUCAGGCCAAUUUUUCUAGCCCCGGUGGCGGCAGUGGUGGUGGUGGUGGCGGAGGAGGAGGAUAUCAUCACAACUACAACUUCCCAUAAUACACAGGAAUGAAAAGAAUAAAAAAGAAAUCAUAGUAUAUACUUGUAAAUGCAACUUUCCCAACUUGUAAUUACUCUUUAGGAGUCUUAUUAGCUCUAGUUGUUAGCUUGUUUAGGGAAAGUAGUUUAAAGGUGAAGGGCUCAAGUGUGUGUGUGGCUUUGAUAUUUUUAAUGAAAGAGGAAAUGUUGUUAUAGUAAUAUUCUACUCUUUAUAAGGAUAUGAUGAAGUGUAAACAUUAAACAGUUCAUGGCUUA